AAGCUAACGUUAGCUUUCCAUGUUACUGUAAUGCUAUGAGUUGAGCUAGACAGAAGGGCUGGGGAUGCAGCCGCUGCUGCCUCCUGAAGCUGUCAGAGAGCUGGUGAGCUCCUGUCUGCACAGAGACCCUGUAGCUGCAGACCUCCGCUGCAGCCUGUUUGUUGCCGCUGCACAGAACUACAAGAGGGACUCUUUGCUCAGACCUUUCCCUCCUCGAUACACAAGUGGUGACAACAAGGACUUUGAAGAGCUGUUGGCAGACGUGAACACCUUGCCUGGUGUGAGAGAUCUGGUGAGACUCCGGUGUGGAGAAGGAGAUCAUCACUUGGCUCUUAUACACUGGAUCCUGUCUUCAAAGAGCUUUGCUGUCAAAACACUACAAAGGGAGGAGUACGCCAAACUUUGUGACCUGACAGAAUAUGAAGGCACUGCUGCACCUGUGCCAGACUUCCUGUUUGAGCUGGAGUACUCUGAUCACAUAAACUCCAGGUUUGAAAAGACUCGAGAAGAAAGGGGAGUCUUUUACGCAUUCCACGGGAGCCGCCUAGAGAACUUCCACUCGAUCGUUCACAACGGGCUGCACUGUCACCUCAACAAGAACUCUGUAUUUGGGGAAGGGACCUACCUCACCAGUGACCUGAGCAUGGCUCUCCUGUACAGCCCGCACAGCAGCAGCUGGAGAGAGAGCAUCCUGGGUCCGCUGCUCAGCUGCGUCGCCUUGUGUGAAAUCAUCGAUCAUCCAGAUGUGAAGUGCCAGGUGAAGAAGAAAGAUUCUGACAUCAUAGACCGGCAGCGCUCACGAGCAAAGAACAGUGAAGGAGGCGAGGUACCGCAGAAAUACUUCAUAGUCACCAACAAUCAGCUUUUACGAGUCAAAUACCUGCUCGUGUACUCUCAGGGGAAACACCUGUCCAGGCGUUCCCACAGCAGGUCAUGGCUCCUCAGACACCACUUCGCCGUCAUGAUGGGUCUCUACCUUCUGCUCCUCGUCUUCAUCGGUGCCUUUAACUCCACCCCCUUCAUGUCCUUCUGGAACAGGCUGUUCAGGUGACCAGACGACCGGAGCAACGACCACGACGUUCAUCGUCGCAGUGCCUUUCUGACGCCGACUGCAGGCCUGAGCAACCUUCAUGC
Molecule: messenger RNA, 1134 nt
Organism: Nematolebias whitei (Rio pearlfish)
Lineage: Eukaryota; Metazoa; Chordata; Actinopteri; Cyprinodontiformes; Rivulidae
Gene: parp16
Product: poly (ADP-ribose) polymerase family, member 16
Exons: 7
Coding region: 65-1051 (328 amino acids)
Biological process (GO): endoplasmic reticulum unfolded protein response
Cellular component (GO): intracellular anatomical structure; endoplasmic reticulum tubular network; membrane
Molecular function (GO): protein serine/threonine kinase activator activity; kinase binding; NAD+ poly-ADP-ribosyltransferase activity
Source: RefSeq, a predicted model, not a curated record